This is a messenger RNA of Dissoconium aciculare CBS 342.82, 1164 nucleotides long. RefSeq names its product transcription factor Tfb4. NCBI's taxonomy places the organism in Eukaryota, Fungi, Ascomycota, Dothideomycetes, Mycosphaerellales, Dissoconiaceae. The record is from RefSeq and is a predicted model, not a curated record. The transcript has a single exon. The coding region runs from base 1 to 1164 and encodes 387 amino acids. Gene Ontology annotation, cellular component: transcription factor TFIIH core complex; transcription factor TFIIH holo complex. Gene Ontology annotation, biological process: regulation of DNA-templated transcription; nucleotide-excision repair.
AUGAACGCUAUCGAUGCUACGGACCGGAAUAGCAAGGCGGAUGAUGCUGAGCCUCCCUCGUUACUGACAAUUAUCAUUGACACGAAUCCUCACGCUUGGAAUUUGCUUCAGGACGCCUUGCCAUUGUCCAAAGUCAUCGUCAAUACCCUGGUGCUGAUAAACGCCCACCUGGCUAUCAACCAUGCUAACAAGGUUGCUGUACUGGCGAGUCACUGCGAAAAGGCUGUAUGGCUAUACCCUGCCGCGAAAAUCAGCCAGACAGAGCCUGAAUCGGGAAAUGGAAAUGGUAGCGCCGCGAACUCCAGCCAUCUAGCGGAAAAGGAUGCUUUUACCCAGCCAUUAGAAGAUGCCAACAAGUAUCGACCAUUUGCACAUCUCGAGAAUGUUCUUACGUACAAUCUGCGAGACCUCCUGAAUACCACAACUGCUCAUGCUUUGUCCUCCUCCCCGACGACCAUGAUGGCUGGCGCCCUGACCAUGGCGCUGAAUUACAUUUCCAAGCAAAGUGCUACGCUUCCAACCGGAAAUUCGAGUGCGCAGUUCAAUUACUCCGACCCAAAUGCUGUCGCGGGAGGCAACGACGUCGCCGGUGCAGAUCCAUCGCGACCACACGCGGGCAGUAUGAGUCCUGUGUCGCGUAUCUUGAUCCUUUCUGUUUCUGGCGAUUUAGCGAAUCAAUACAUUCCAAUCAUGAACGCGAUCUUCGCAUGCCAGCGACUCAACAUCCCUAUUGACAUCCUCAAGUUAGCGGGCGACACAGUCUUCUUGCAGCAGGCCGCUGAUGCCACGGGAGGCGUCUACAUGGCCCUCGAUGCGACCACUCGCGCUGGGUUACUACAAUAUCUCAUGUUCGCGUAUCUGCCGGACCAAACCGCGCGUCAACACCUAGUCAUGCCGGGAGAUAGCGCCGGUGUGGAUUUUCGCGCAGCAUGCUUUUGCCAUCGCAGGAUUGUGGACAUCGGUUACGUUUGCUCAAUUUGUUUGAGCAUCUUUUGCGGCGUACUUGCGGAUGGACAAUGUCUCACAUGCGGGAGCCAGCUCCGCCUGACCAAUUACGGAAACAAACCCGCGGUUGUCCCAAAGAAAAAGGCCAAGAAGAAGAAACGACCAAUGGAUGGCGCUGAUAUUACGAUGAGUGGCACGGGAACGCCAAUCUCAUCUUGA